Esox lucius (northern pike) is the source of this 2458-nucleotide messenger RNA. RefSeq names its product tripartite motif containing 16 like. The transcript has 4 exons. NCBI's taxonomy places the organism in Eukaryota, Metazoa, Chordata, Actinopteri, Esociformes, Esocidae. Gene Ontology annotation, molecular function: protein binding. The record is from RefSeq and is a predicted model, not a curated record. The coding region runs from base 280 to 912 and encodes 210 amino acids.
CAUGUAUUUAAAGUAAGAUUUUCCACUUGCCUACACAGAUCAACACUAUACUGUGAAUAUAUGUUUUUGUACAUUUCCUAAUACGGUAGGAAGAUUUGUUUAUAAACAGACUAGCAACCCACUACUCUGCUCAGGCUAGCUAGUUUAGACGAGGGGGAUACUUUAAGUUACUGUACAAAGUGACUGGCCACACCUUGAAGAAUGACAUCGUGAUUUUCAGGCCACAAGCCAGAUACCUCUGUGUGGAGGGAGGACGAAGGCAGGACCACUGUCUCUAAGAUGAGUUUCUCUGGGGAAGGUGACACUCACAGCAGAACAGAGAGUGUGGACCAAGUUGGAGAUAUCCAGUUGAAAUCAGGUUUUAAGAAAUAUGCCUGUGAUCUCCUACUGGACCCGAACACGGCCAACAGAACCCUCUCUCUCUCCGAGGGGAACCGGAAGGUGACAAAGGUGAAAGAGGAGCUGUCAUAUCCGGAUCAUCCAGAUCGAUUUGACUUCUGCAGACAGGUUUUGUGUGAAGAGGGUCUGACCGGGCGCUGUUUCUGGGAGGUGGAGUGGAGUGGUGAAGGGGCUGAUGUAGCUGUGACAUACAAAGGAAUCAACAGGAGUGGAGAGGGAGAUGACUGUGAUCUUGGAUUCAAUGACAAGUCCUGGAGUGUGCACUGCUCGGAUGACAGUUACCACGCCUGGCACAACGACAGGAGCACGGAUAUACCUGACCCCUCCUCCACCCACUCCAACAGAGUAGGAGUGUAUCUGGACUGGCCGGCCGGCAUUCUGUCCUUCUACAGUGUCUCCUCUGACAAACUAACCCACAUACACACAUUCCACUCUACAUUCACUGAGCCCCUCUACCCAGCAUUUGGGCUUUGGGCAACUGGCUCCUUGGUUUCUCUGUGUGAGGUAGAAUAAAAAGUGUAUUUGUACUGACAACAAACAUAUUGAUAUUGAAAGAAAAAUAUCAACCCAAAAGUAUUGUGAUCAAAAAUAUAUAUAGCAAAUAAAAUGUGAGAACAAAUUGAUUGAAAAUGAAUGCAAACGACAAUGGCGCUCAAAAAUAUUCCCCCCCUUUAUUUUCUGAUUGAUAUUUGUAAUUACUUUAGAACAAUUUGCAGAUUUUAUUUUUCAUUUUGAUAUUCAGAAAUUUUGGGGGUUGAUUAGUGGCAAAACCUAAUUAAAUCCAGUUUGAUUUUAUGGUGGGACAAUUAAAUGUGGAAAAGGCCAAAGGCGAGAAUACGUUUUUCAGGGAAAUCAUUUUAAUUGUUGACACUUUUGGCUCCAGCUUUUUCUCUAUCUUUGCUUACUCUACUGUGGCUUUUGUUCUUGAUUUCUUUUUAUGCAGUUUCAAAGUUUUGACACAACUGUUUUGUGUGGGUGGGUUUAGAGUGAGUUCGAAAUGAUACAUCUUCAGUGGUCAACCAGCCGGGCAGCCUCAAUCAACGUUCCAGUUUGUUUUUGUCCUUGGCUACCUUAAUAUUGAAAAAGAUGUACCAUAACCGUGGCUCCCUGAGAGAACAAUUUAACAACACAGUUUAUAAUAUACCGUUGUCAAAUUCAACAGAACAUACAGACAGAUCCUAGAUAAAAAGCUGCUUCAGAGUGAGUUCACUUCCCAACAGGAGCCCAGUCGCGUCGGGACCAGUCUGUGUGGGUUCACUUCCCAACAGGAGCCCAGUCGUGUCGGGAUCAGUCUGUGUGGGUUCACUUCCCAACAGGAGCCCAGUCGCGUCAGGACCAGUCUGUGUGGGUUCACUUCCCAACAGGAGCCCAGUCGCGUCGGGACCAGUCUGUGUGGGUUCACUUCCCAACAGGAGCCCAGUUGGGUCGGGACCAGUCUGUGUGGGUUCACUUCCCAACAGGAGCCCAGUCGCGUCGGGACCAGUGUGUGUGGGUUCACUUCCCAACAGGAGCCCAGUCGCGUCGGGACCAGUCUGUGUGGAUUCACUUCCCAACAGGAGCCCAGUCGUGUCGGGACCAGUCUGUGUGGGUUCACUUCCCAACAGGAGCCCAGUCGUGUCGGGACCAGUCUGUGUGGGUUCACUUCCCAACAGGAGCCCAGUCGUGUCGGGGCCACUCUGUGAGGGGGCCAGUCUGUGAGUGGCCCAGCUAGAGGCCAGACUCGAACUCUUGGACUUGGGAGAAGAUUUGUCUUCCAGCAGGACAAUGACUGCAAACAAAGCCACACUAGAUUGUCUUAAAAACAGAAAGGUCAAUUUCAUGUAGUGGCCCAGUCAAAGCCUAGACCUCAAUCCAAUUGAGAAUGUGUAGAAAGAGCUAAUAACCGCUGUUCACCAAAGCUCCAUCCAACUUGAUGGAGCUUGAGAAAUUCUGCAAAAUAUGGCAAAAGCAACUGUAUCCAAAUCUGCAAGACUUAUCCAAAUAGACUCAUGGCUUUAAUUGCUCCAAAAGCACCUCUACCAAAUAUUGACUGAAGUGGCUGAACAUAUGUAAUAAAUUA